UCCGCCCUCUCUGGGAUUUUAAACGUAACCGAUCACAGAGUGAACCAUCAGUUGCACCAUGGCACAGAACAGAACACACGUACGUCCCCAGGACCCUUACAAACCCUUCCAGGACUACCUCGGCUUCAAUGGCUUUACCUGGAAUAAAGAUCUAGUGACCAAUCUCACUCGUUUAAUGACAUUUUCGCCAUCUUUUCAUGACGACAAAAGCAGUGAUGGAAAAUUUUUCGGCAAUAGCUUUUCUCGGUUUCGAUGUGUCGGCUCGUCCGCUAACAAGGGGGUGGGGAAUUUCGAUCCCCUGGACAUCAUCCGGAGGGAUUCUUUGGAGGACUUCAGACAUAACGGUCGAGACGUGGAGCUGGACGAACUGGACAGCUACCAGGUGGAGUUACGGAGACAUUCGUCUAUCUCCGUACAGCAGGAAUCUACUAACCCGGUAGUUUUGGAAGUUUUGGCCUUCAAGGAACGGAAGAGGGCGGCCCGGAGAGCUAAGCUGAAGAACCUCUGUGUUUUCUGUAAGAACAACGGAGAAACUUCUGCAAUCUACACAAGUCACGUGUUGAAGGACGCAGAAGGACGAGUUUGCUGCCCCAUUCUCCGUAAGUACACAUGUCCUCUAUGUGGAGUGUCCGGAGACAACGCCCACACGAUCCGCUACUGUCCGAAAAAUGAAUGCGACAUUUCUACACCGAGUCUUAUCCAGAGUAAAACAAGGCGAGUACUAUGUGGAAAGCGUCGCCGCAGUAGUGACAGUGAGAAUAGCAACUGAUGACAACAAUGAACAGAACACUAACUGACUUAAUAUUCCAUAUCAAAAGUUCUGAACAGUUGAAGGGACCACCCGGAGAUGUUCUGUAUUCCAAACGGAGGUCUGAAGGGACUGUAAAUAUUCCACACGGAGAGAAUUUCUGUAUUCCAAACGAAGAAGGUCUGAAGGGACUGUAAAUAUCCCACGCGGAGAGAAGUUCUGUAUUCCACACGGAGAAGGGACUGUAAAUGUUCCACGCGGAGAGAAGUUCUGAAGGGGCUAGAAAUAUUUUUAAAGUUGUGCUGAAAGUGUCACUGUGAACGCUAUAUUUUUAUUGACAGUGAAAAUCACCUUGUUUUUAUGCUUGUAUCGUCAAAUGAUUGAUUUAAAUUAGCGUACAUAUAUAUGAUUUUUAUGUAGAUGACAAAUUUUAAUCUUAUGAUAUCCCUGUUCUAGAAAUGGUGCUAAUUGAAUUGUGUACAGCUAAUCAAAUCAUGAUUUUAGAUUGAUCUGUAUUUACACAGAUUACUUUUAAUCGUAUAUUGUAGACGUUAGCUGAAUUUGUACAGAAUUGGUUUUAACAAAAAUAACAGUAUAUUAGUGCUUUAACCCUACUCAUAUUCCCAUAAAUAAAUUAUUAUAUUGAUUACUA
Molecule: messenger RNA, 1400 nt
Organism: Ostrea edulis (European flat oyster)
Lineage: Eukaryota; Metazoa; Mollusca; Bivalvia; Ostreida; Ostreidae
Exons: 1
Coding region: 59-769 (236 amino acids)
Biological process (GO): negative regulation of translation; oogenesis
Cellular component (GO): perinuclear region of cytoplasm
Molecular function (GO): zinc ion binding; mRNA binding
Source: RefSeq, a predicted model, not a curated record